Messenger RNA from Phyllostomus discolor (pale spear-nosed bat), 1876 nucleotides. RefSeq names its product lysine acetyltransferase 8 (gene KAT8). The transcript has 11 exons. The record is from RefSeq and is a predicted model, not a curated record. NCBI's taxonomy places the organism in Eukaryota, Metazoa, Chordata, Mammalia, Chiroptera, Phyllostomidae. The coding region runs from base 543 to 1766 and encodes 407 amino acids. Gene Ontology annotation, biological process: regulation of DNA-templated transcription. Gene Ontology annotation, molecular function: histone acetyltransferase activity.
UCAUUGUCUCUGUCCUCCCCUGUCAAAGUGGGAAUUUCUGGAGGGCAGGAGUGCUUAUGAUUCAUUGCCAUGCCCUCUGUAUCCACCAACAACACAGCAUCGGGCCAGACAUGCUGUGGUUGUCUUCCUCAUUUAAUGCAUGGUCUGCUAGUUGUCAGUCACUCUACUAAAAGCUUGAGAGGCAUUAACUCACCCUUUGAAGUGGGCACUAUUAUCUCUUAUUUUACAGAUGAAGAAACUGAGGCUCAGAAAGUCAAAAUAACUUGCUCAGUUAAAAGAGCUAGGAAAUGGGGAGCUGGAAUUACAUAUAAACCCAGACUGUCUGACUCCAGAACCAGCCCUCAUGACCUCUGAGCAAAUAAACAACUAAAUAUAGUAAGCCAAGCAUUAAGUUUGAGUCAGGUUUAAGCUCAGUUAAGUAUUAGCACUUAACACUUUUUAAAUCUGUGAGCCUUGGUAAGCCUCAGUUUUCUCAAAUGUAAAAUAAGGAUAACAGUCCUGACGUGGUGUACCUCACAGGCAGUGAUUGAGUUGAAUGGCAGAUGGGGACAGAUUCUGCUGAAGUGAUCCAGUCUCGAGUGAAUGAUCAGGAGGGCCGAGAGGAAUUCUAUGUACACUAUGUGGGCUUUAACCGGCGACUAGACGAAUGGGUAGACAAGAAUCGACUGGCGCUGACCAAGACAGUGAAAGAUGCUGUGCAGAAGAACUCAGAGAAGUACCUGAGCGAGCUGGCUGAGCAGCCUGAGCGCAAGAUCACUCGAAACCAAAAGCGCAAGCAUGAUGAGAUCAACCACGUGCAGAAGACCUAUGCAGAGAUGGACCCCACAACAGCGGCCUUGGAGAAGGAACAUGAGGCAAUCACCAAGGUGAAAUAUGUGGACAAGAUCCACAUCGGGAACUACGAAAUCGAUGCCUGGUACUUCUCACCAUUUCCCGAAGACUAUGGGAAGCAGCCCAAGCUCUGGCUGUGCGAGUACUGCCUUAAGUACAUGAAGUAUGAGAAGAGCUACCGCUUCCACCUGGGCCAGUGUCAGUGGCGGCAGCCCCCAGGAAAAGAGAUCUAUCGCAAGAGCAACAUCUCUGUGUAUGAAGUGGAUGGCAAAGAUCACAAGAUCUACUGUCAGAACCUGUGUUUGCUGGCCAAGCUUUUCCUGGACCACAAGACACUGUACUUCGACGUGGAGCCCUUCGUCUUUUACAUCUUGACUGAGGUGGACAGGCAGGGGGCCCACAUUGUUGGCUACUUCUCUAAGGAGAAAGAGUCUCCAGAUGGGAACAAUGUGGCCUGCAUCCUGACCCUGCCUCCCUACCAGCGCCGUGGCUACGGGAAGUUCCUCAUUGCUUUCAGUUAUGAGCUAUCCAAACUAGAGAGCACAGUAGGCUCCCCUGAGAAGCCGCUGUCUGACCUGGGCAAGCUCAGCUACCGCAGUUACUGGUCUUGGGUCCUGCUGGAGAUUCUGCGUGACUUCCGGGGCACACUGUCCAUCAAGGACCUUAGACCCCACAAGGGAACUCUCCCAGCAUCUGCUCCAAUCCCUUUCUGCAGCCAGAUGACCAGCAUCACCCAGAAUGACAUCAUCAGCACACUACAGUCCCUCAACAUGGUCAAGUACUGGAAAGGCCAGCAUGUCAUAUGUGUCACACCCAAGCUGGUAGAGGAACACCUCAAAAGUGCUCAGUAUAAAAAACCACCCAUAACAGUGGACUCUGUCUGCCUCAAGUGGGCACCCCCCAAACACAAGCAAGUCAAACUUUCCAAGAAGUGAGUGACCUGUGUCCCUGCUGCUGGACCCGCACCUCCUUGGCCCCUCACCUGUAAAUAUGUACAGCCUGUUGUACCAUUUUUUUUUUUUUUAAAUAAAGUAAGUUCUGCCAG